AUGAGGUUUAGAGAGAUGAGGUUUAGAGAGAUGAGGUUUAGAAUUGACACAGUAGAAUGCUACAACCAGUCCACCAACACGUGGAGUAGUAUGGGGAGGAUGAUCUCAGCUAGAAGGGGAGCUGGGGUUACUAAUCUUAACGAUAAGAUAUACGCUGUCGGGGGUUAUGAUGGCACUAAAUUAUUGAGUCAGUGUGAGGUGUACCACGACAAUACCAACAGUUGGGAGCCCAUUGCUACACUCCAAACCUGCAGAUUUGCACUCGGAGCUGCUUCCCUCGAUAAAAAGAUCUACGCUGUUGGCGGGUUUGACGGGCUAUCCCACUUGUCUACAGUUGAGAUGUAUGACCCUUAUUCGAACUCUUGGAAUAACGUCGCUUCUAUGAGCAUGAGCAGGUUAUACCUUACUUCUUUUACCCCUCACGAGCAGAAGAGAGUAGCAGAAGCUGAGCGUAUUCUAGAGGAACAGAAGAGAGUAGCAGAGGUGGAGAGAAUUCUAGAGAAACAGACGAGAGUAGCAGAAGCUGAGAGAGUUCUAGAGGGGCAGAAGCGAGUAGCAGAAGCUGAGCGUAUUCUAGAGGAACAGAAGAGAGUAGCAGAGGUGGAGAGAAUUCUAGAGAAACAGACGAAAGUAGCAGAAGCUGAGAGAGUUCUAGAGGAACAGAAGAGAGUAGCAGAAGCUGAGCGUAUUCUAGAGGAACAGAAGAGAGUAGCAGAGGUGGAGAGAAUUCUAGAGAAACAGACGAGAGUAGCAGAAGCUGAGAGAGUUCUAGAGGAGCAGAAGAGAGUAGCAGAAGCUGAGAGACAGAAGAGAGUAGCAGAAGCUGAGCGUAUUCUAGAGGAACAGGAGAGAGUAGCAGAGGUGGAGAGAAUUCUAGAGAAACAGACGAGAGUAGCAGAAGCUGAGAGAGUUCUAGAGGAGCAGAAGAGAGUAGCAGAAGCUGAGCGUAUUCUAGAGGAACAGAAGAGAGUAGCAGAGGUGGAGAGAAUUCUAGAGAAACAGACGAAAGUAGCAGAAGCUGAGAGAGUUCUAGAGGAACAGAAGAGACAGAAGAGAGUAGCAGAAGCUGAGCGUAUUCUAGAGGAACAGAAGAGAGUAGCAGAGGUGGAGAGAAUUCUAGAGAAACAGACGAGAGUAGCAGAAGCUGAGAGAGUUCUAGAGGGGCAGAAGCGAGUAGCAGAAGCUGAGCGUAUUCUAGAGGAACAGAAGAGAGUAGCAGAGGUGGAGAGAAUUCUAGAGAAACAGACGAAAGUAGCAGAAGCUGAGAGAGUUCUAGAGGAACAGAAGAGAGUAGCAGAAGCUGAGCGUAUUCUAGAGGAACAGAAGAGAGUAGCAGAGGUGGAGAGAAUUCUAGAGAAACAGACGAGAGUAGCAGAAGCUGAGAGAGUUCUAGAGGAGCAGAAGAGACAGAAGAGAGUAGCAGAAGCUGAGCGUAUUCUAGAGGAACAGAAGAGAGUAGCAGAGGUGGAGAGAAUUCUAGAGAAACAGACGAGAGUAGCAGAAGCUGAGAGAGUUCUAGAGGGGCAGAAGCGAGUAGCAGAAGCUGAGCGUAUUCUAGAGGAACAGAAGAGAGUAGCAGAGGUGGAGAGAAUUCUAGAGAAACAGACGAAAGUAGCAGAAGCUGAGAGAGUUCUAGAGGAACAGAAGAGAGUAGCAGAAGCUGAGCGUAUUCUAGAGGAACAGAAGAGAGUAGCAGAGGUGGAGAGAAUUCUAGAGAAACAGACGAGAGUAGCAGAAGCUGAGAGAGUUCUAGAGGAGCAGAAGAGAGUAGCAGAAGCUGAGAGACAGAAGAGAGUAGCAGAAGCUGAGCGUAUUCUAGAGGAACAGGAGAGAGUAGCAGAGGUGGAGAGAAUUCUAGAGAAACAGACGAGAGUAGCAGAAGCUGAGAGAGUUCUAGAGGAGCAGAAGAGAGUAGCAGAAGCUGAGCGUAUUCUAGAGGAACAGAAGAGAGUAGCAGAGGUGGAGAGAAUUCUAGAGAAACAGACGAAAGUAGCAGAAGCUGAGAGAGUUCUAGAGGAACAGAAGAGAGUAGCAGAAGCUGAGCUUCCUAUAAAGGAGGAACAACAACUCAACAAGCGCCCUGUUUAG
Bolinopsis microptera is the source of this 2088-nucleotide messenger RNA. RefSeq names its product golgin subfamily A member 6-like protein 22. The coding region runs from base 1 to 2088 and encodes 695 amino acids. The record is from RefSeq and is a predicted model, not a curated record. The transcript has 9 exons. Lineage: Eukaryota; Metazoa; Ctenophora; Tentaculata; Lobata; Bolinopsidae. Gene Ontology annotation, molecular function: protein binding.